AUGAUCGAGCUGUACGGCCGCCAGCCGGACACCCCGGCCGCCAAGAUGGUCUCGCAGCAGCCGGCGCCGGCGCCGCCUCCUCAGCCGCCCCCGGCGUCGCAGCAGCCGCCGCCGCAGCCGCCGCCCCCGCAGCAGCCGCCGCCCGGCGCUCCGCCGGGCCCGGGAGCGGGCGCGGGGGCGCAGCCGCAGCCCCUGCACGCCUGCAACGGCGGCGCGCCUCACCCAGGUACGCGCGCCGCCGCCCAGACGCGCUGCCCUGUUUGUCAACAACCGCGCGGCGCUUCGCACCUGGCAGCGAUCGCCGCUCAACAAGUCAGCGCCCUCCCUCCUCCCUGUAGUCACCACUCUGGCGGGGCGGAGGUGUGCGAGGGCUGCGGCCGCGAGAUCCACGACCGCUUCGUGAUGCGCGUGUCGGGCGCGUCUUGGCACGAGCACUGCCUCGCCUGCUGCGACUGCGGCGCGCUGCUCUCCGGCUCCUGCUACCUGCGCGCCGGCAGCCUCUACUGCAAGCACGACUACGACAGGAAGUUCGGCGCCAAGUGUUCGCGGUGCGGCGAGCGGGUGCUGCCGCACGAGCUGGUGAUGCGUGCGCAGGCGCACGUCUUCCACGUGGCGUGCUUCGCGUGCGCCGCCUGCUGCCAGCCGCUGCAGAAGGGCGAGCAGUUCGUGGUGCGCGCCGGCCAGCUCUACUGCCGGCACGACUUCGAGAAGGAGCUCUUCCUCAUGCACCAGGCCAGCCCCUCGGCAGUGGAGGACGACGUGCUGGACGAGAACUCGCGGCCGCGGGACGGCCGGCGCGGCCCCAAGAGGCCGCGCACCAUCCUGACGUCGGCGCAGCGCCGCCAGUUCAAGGCCAGCUUCGAGAUCAGCCCCAAGCCCUGCAGGAAGGUGCGUGAGGCCUUGGCAAAGGAGACGGGGCUCAGCGUGCGGGUGGUGCAGGUGUGGUUCCAGAACCAGCGGGCCAAGAUGAAGAAGCUACAGCGCAAGGCGAAGCAAGAGGCGUCCACCGGCGACCACAAGGGUGGCAACGGCACCGGGGACCAUAAGGCUGCAGACAAGGCCGGCGACACCGACAAGAACGGCAUCAAGCAGGAGCCCGGCUCGCACCACAAUCAGUACCUUGGCGUCAAUGGCCUAUCUGUGAGGGAUCCUGACGUCAACUUCACGCCAUCUGGCAGCCAGCCGCUCAACCCCAACGUUCCCUACUCACCUGAUGAUGGUUACCCUAACCACUCAGGGGAAAGCUUCUGUAGCUCUGAUAUUUCACUGGAUGAUAGUACAAAUUUUGAGCAGCUAGAUGAAGGUGGCUCGGACAGCAUGUCCCUACAGAAUCUUGAAGUGCAGCACACUCACCAGCAUCCUCCACACCCACCACCUGACGUUUUACUUCCCAGUGUUGUUCAGGUUAAUCCAAUAGACAAACUAUAUCUUAUGCAGAACUCAUACUUCAGCACGGAACAGUGA
This is a messenger RNA of Schistocerca serialis cubense, 1464 nucleotides long. RefSeq names its product LIM homeobox transcription factor 1-beta (gene Lmx1a). The coding region runs from base 1 to 1464 and encodes 487 amino acids. Gene Ontology annotation, biological process: neuron differentiation; regulation of transcription by RNA polymerase II. Gene Ontology annotation, cellular component: nucleus. The transcript has 7 exons. Lineage: Eukaryota; Metazoa; Arthropoda; Insecta; Orthoptera; Acrididae. The record is from RefSeq and is a predicted model, not a curated record. Gene Ontology annotation, molecular function: RNA polymerase II transcription regulatory region sequence-specific DNA binding; DNA-binding transcription factor activity, RNA polymerase II-specific.